Messenger RNA from Rotaria sp. Silwood2, 471 nucleotides. The record is from the annotation of a GenBank genome assembly. Lineage: Eukaryota; Metazoa; Rotifera; Eurotatoria; Philodinida; Philodinidae.
AUGUUCACUGGAGGCGAAAUGUCUCAAUCAACAUUUACGGGUCCUGGUGAAGUUUUGCUUGCACCAUCUAUUUGGGGUGAUAUAGUGCCUAUUCAAUUGGAUGGUAGCAUUGAAUGGAAUGUUGGUAAAGGUGGCUUUUUAGCAAUGACUGAUGGUGUAGUAAAAGAAACAAAAUCUCAAGGAUUAGGCAAAGGAUUGUUUUCAGGCGAAGGUUUCUUCACCAAUCGAGUAUCUGGUGUAGGUGUUCUUUUUGUCACAUCACUUGGUGCGAUAGUACAACGAAAUUUGAAACAAGGAGAACAAUGGAUUGUUGAUAACGGACAUUUAGUAGCAUGGACUUGUCCAUAUACAAUUGAAAGAUCAGGUGGUGGUUUUAUAAGUGGAAGACAUGCCGAUGAAGGACUUGUUUGUCGAUUUACAGGUCCAGGAACCAUAUUAAUUCAAGUAAGUUAUUUUUUUAUCAUUGGUUGA